Messenger RNA from Lathyrus oleraceus (garden pea), 914 nucleotides. RefSeq lists its product as uncharacterized. Bases 309 to 647 code for a protein of 112 amino acids. The record is from RefSeq and is a predicted model, not a curated record. The transcript has 2 exons. Lineage: Eukaryota; Viridiplantae; Streptophyta; Magnoliopsida; Fabales; Fabaceae.
GAUGGACAUCAAAACGGCACUGUUUUGAGAUUAUGAGGCUCACAUUUGUGAGUUCACUGCUGGAAAAUUCGAGAUCCUACAACAACAGGGUUUGGUUUGUCUCUGUCAUCAUCUUGCUCUCUGUCUCAAAACCAGCCUCUAUAAUUCAAACAUAAAGUAACUUAAGUUAAACUCUCGCAAUUUCGAAGAACCUUCCUUUACCCAUUUCAGCCCCACACUCAAACUUCACCCUUUCAUUUUCAAACCACCUUUUCUUAACAAUAAUAUCGUAAACCCAAAUCCGAACUCUCUUGUCUUGUCUCGUUCUAAUGGGUGGUGCCGUUUCAACUCCUCAGACACGUAAGUUUCCUGUUCAAACAUUGGAAACUAGCGACCCUCCUCUUCGGCCGUCGAAGCUUCUUGUUAACGUUACUAUCGAGAACACGCUGGGCGCAAUUCAGGUGCUGAUGUCGCCGGAAAAUACCGUUGGCGAUUUAGUAAAGGUAGCAUUGAUGACUUACGAUAAGGAGAAGAGAAGACCGCUGUUGAAAGACACCGAUCCAAAACACUAUCAACUUCACUAUUCUCCUUACACCCUCCAAAGUUUGAUGGAAAAUGAAAAAUUGAAGAACUUGGGGUCAAGGAAUUUCUUUCUAUGCUCAAAUUAAGUCUGUUCAUUCUAGAGAGCAUAUGAGGAUUUGAUUCGGCAUUUCAUUUGAAGAUUUUUUGCUCACAUUUUUUUGGAUUCAUGCCAUUAUUGAGAGAUUAAGGUUGUCGCGGUUCAUGGAAUCUGGAUCGGCCAGUUUGUGACGAGCGAGGAACAUUGCACAUUCGUUGAUUCAAUGUAUGAUUGAACAUUUUUGAGAGACAAAAUCUCAUGUAUGUUGUGAAAGGGUAACGUGAAAUGAAAAUAAUACACUUUGGAUUUUUGUUUA